Messenger RNA from Sceloporus undulatus (fence lizard), 842 nucleotides. It is a transcript of the gene CNIH4, whose product is annotated as cornichon family AMPA receptor auxiliary protein 4. Lineage: Eukaryota; Metazoa; Chordata; Lepidosauria; Squamata; Phrynosomatidae. Gene Ontology annotation, biological process: endoplasmic reticulum to Golgi vesicle-mediated transport. Gene Ontology annotation, cellular component: COPII-coated ER to Golgi transport vesicle; endoplasmic reticulum membrane. Bases 364 to 660 code for a protein of 98 amino acids. The record is from RefSeq and is a predicted model, not a curated record. The transcript has 4 exons.
ACCUUGAUUUUGCCAUUUUAUAUAAGGGACUCCAUUUUCCUAUGCCAUUGUCUAUAAUGGGACUUGAGCACUUUAUUUUAAAUGAGUCCUCUGUUGAGGAUGCAGGAAGUCUGCGUCCACGCUGGGUGGAAAAGAGGAGGUUUAUCUGGCAGCCUACUUGCUUUAUAUGCUGGUCACCGAAGUGGGGCACAGUACUCCAUCCCUAUAACAUGUUUACCUGCUUACAUGGAAUUUUGUGGGUUGCUUGCAUGUAAUUCUGCUAUGGCAGCCAGGACAAGGCUUGACUAGAGGGCAGCACAGACUCUGAGUUGGCCAGCUGUGCCACUUGGCCAACCAUGCUGAUUCCUGAGAACCAGGCUGGCCAUGGCUGAAGGAGAGUGGGUGAUCCCAGAAUUGAUUGGCCAUACUCUUGUCACAGUAUUAAUGCUUAUUUCGCUGCACUGGUUCAUCUUCCUCCUCAAUUUACCUGUAGCGACCUGGAAUAUCUAUAGGUACAUUAUGGUUCCGAGUGGAAACAUGGGAGUAUUUGAUCCCACAGAGAUCCAUAACCGAGGGCAGCUAAAAUCACACAUGAAGGAAGCCAUGAUUAAACUUGGCUUUCACCUUCUUUGUUUUUUCGUGUACCUUUAUAGUAUGAUCCUGGCUUUGAUAAAUGACUGAAGUCAAAUUGGAGCUGUUAAUGGUUGCCAAAUUCUGAAUUAUCACUCCACUGAAAAUGUUUUGGAACCAGGAGCAACAUUCAAGUAAACCUAGACCGGUGUCGUCAUGCAGUAUAUUUUUUCCUCUUUGAACAAAAACUAUUUUUGCUGUAUUUUUUAACAUAAAAUAUUUAAAAAACAUGA